UACAAACAAACAUGGCGAUGAUGUUGUACGUUUAACGGGACUUUUGUCGGCUGUCUUCGAGUUAGGGUAGAUUUAGUAAUUAUUUCCUCACGCUGAAAAGUUUCAUCGCCAACUCUCAUGCGUACGGUACAGCGCAGAGUUUCCUUUUCUUGAUAAAUGGUGUCGGCAGAUCGCUUUUCGAUUUAAAAUCCAGGUCAGAAGGUGGUGUAUCGGACAGGCGAGACGGAUCAGAUGAAGCCAUCUGUGUUUUCAUCGCCGUGACCUCGUUUCUCGCAGGACCGAAGGCAGAGGAGGACAUAACCAAGAUGUCCGUCAAGCUACAGAACAUGUCGGACCGUCUGAGCGCCGUGCAGAUCCACGGGCACGCCAUCGCCGUGCCGGACGGGCGGCAGCACUCCCCCUUGCCGCGGGCCCGGUCCAAGUCGCCGGCGGUGCACGGGAGCCGGAGGGUCGCCCUGACCCCCAUCUCCAUCCCGCCGCGGACACGCACCCCCAGCCCCCGGGCCCGCACCCACAGGACGCCCAGCCCCCGCCCGCUGUCCGCCACGGGCUCCAGACCGGCCUCCGCGGGGCAGGUGGACGGAGGGGACCCGGUCGGCAGGGCGGCCACCCUGUACCCCACCUCCAUGUUCAGUUUCGAGACGUUCAGACGGAGAGACAGUGGGGACACCUUCAGGAGGAUAGUGGUGGAGGAAAGUAGCAGAUCUAAAGAGAAGCGUCCGGUAUCCAGUAUGAGCACAGCGGACUCCGAGAAGACAGAGUCGGGCUCAGACGCGGACGUGGACGCAGAAGGCAGGAAGCGGAAGGGGAAGCCGGGGAUUGUACGGAGGCGACGGUUACCGACGGCGCUCGUGAUAACGCUGGACACGACACGAGCGCGGAGUCAGCUAGACGUGAUACGGCUGGCACUGAAGCAGCUGGGCAGGGGAUGGAGGGAGUACCCACACGGGAGGAAGGCAGGUUCAGACAUGUACUGGUCGGUUCCAGCCUUCAACGAUUACGAUGACUUUCCUUCAGGUGUCAUCAACAAACUUCCAGGUAUGAAGGACAUGUCCAACAAGGCUAACCUGUCCCAGGCGCUGGACAGGAUGCACCAGCUCUUCCCAGAGGCCUUCGACUUCUUCCCGACCACCUGGCGGCUUCCAGAGGAGUUCCACCAGUUCUGCGCGGAGGUCCGCGUCCUGAAGGAGCGGCGCGGCAAGCGGUACAAGCCGACGUUCAUCGUGAAGCCAGACGAGGGAACGCAGGGCGGCGGGAUCUACCUCCUCCAGGACCCGCACGACGUGAAGUCCAUCGGCAUGGUCCGGCCGGCCGUGGUCCAGGAGUACCUCACCAACCCGUAUCUCAUCGAUGGCUACAAGUUUGACCUCAGGAUUUACGUGCUGCUAGCAAACAUCGAGCCUCUCGAAAUUUACAUUGGACGUGAGGGCAUGGCGAGGUUCUGUACCGUCCCGUACCAGUCCCCCUCGCGUAUGAACCUCCACGAGUCCUACAUGCACUUAACAAACUACUCUCUCAACAAGUACAGUGAUGGUUUUAUCCACUCCGAGGAUGGGGAUAUAGGUAGUAAGAGGACGUUGAGUAGCGUGUUGCAGAGACUGAAGCGCAGAGGCAAGGAUGUGGACAAACUGUGGAAGGAUAUUGAAGACAUUGUCUUGAAGACGAUUAUAGCCAUCUUACCUGAGAUCAAGACAUUCCACCAUGUUAUGUUGCCACCAGGGAAGAGUCAAGGAAGACCAAAGUGUUACCAACUGCUGGGCUUUGACAUCCUGCUGACCUCUGACCUGAAGCCGAUCCUGCUGGAGGUGAACUCUAACCCCAGCCUGAAGAUCGACGCUGAGCGGGAGGUGUCGCCGGGGGUGAUGGAGGCCAUCCCCAGCCCCGUGGACGAGGAGAUCAAAGUGCCACUGGUCCGGGACGUCCUCAAGGUCAUGAAGCCGCAGAAGAAGAAACCCGUCCCCAAGUCUCCUUCCAAAGUCCUUGACAACCUGACAGAUGAGAAGAAGGGAGACGGGGACGACAACUCCACAGACGAGAACAGGAACCUGUCGGAGGACUCUGCGGGCUCCUCAGACUCCAACGCCAACCUGCUGAAGGAGCUGGACCAGACACGGGAGCGGGAGAAGCUGGUUCUCCUGGAGCUGUACCCUCGGCUGGAGAAACAGUACGAACACUUCCGGCUGGUGGAGAGGGUCGCCGCCCUGUUCUGUCAGUUUGUGGGGAUCCGGGGGACAACCAGGAUGGGACCGACGGGGUUCAGGACAUUCACAAGGACUUGCAAGCUGCACAGCAAUGGUCUGACGACGGCCGCCAUCGACAUCCUGUACAUCGACAUGGCGCGGCGCUGGGCGCACGCAAUCCCCGACCGCACCGCCGGCCUGUGCUUUCAGGGAUUCAUCGACGCCUUCUUCUACAUCGCCCGCCGGAAGUUCUACAACCGCUGCGAGCAGUUUGCAGAGAUGGUGGCCGCUCUGAUCGACCACUGUGAGGGGAACCUGGAGGAGAGAGGAACACUGUUCAGGGCCGGUGUGUUCGCCUCACCGCUGUAAAACAUGCCGGGACCUGUGGUGUUAUAAGGAGGGACUUAGAGGUUAUAAAUGGAGCUGAAAAUCGGAUUCAGCAGUUUUCUUUUAGACAACCAAGAUAGUUUACCUUGCUGACGUUUCAGUGUCUAUCAGACACCUUCCUCAGAGCUUCUGACCAAAAGCUUUGAGACA
Branchiostoma belcheri (Belcher's lancelet) is the source of this 2717-nucleotide messenger RNA. Its product is annotated as tubulin polyglutamylase TTLL11-like. Gene Ontology annotation, molecular function: tubulin-glutamic acid ligase activity; tubulin binding. The coding region runs from base 306 to 2549 and encodes 747 amino acids. Gene Ontology annotation, cellular component: cilium. The record is from RefSeq and is a predicted model, not a curated record. Gene Ontology annotation, biological process: protein polyglutamylation; microtubule cytoskeleton organization. The transcript is spliced from 8 exons. NCBI's taxonomy places the organism in Eukaryota, Metazoa, Chordata, Leptocardii, Amphioxiformes, Branchiostomatidae.